GAGGACUCGGCUAAUAGAAAACCACGGUGUUUAGAAAGCAGACGCAGACGGGUCAAUACCUAGUGUUUGAUUCCUACUAUACGAUGUGUAUUCAUAACAAUGUUUGACAGACGUUUGACAGAGACUUUUUAAUUCCCUCCACGUGAAGACCCCAAAAUGGCAGACGAGGUUAUGUCCCCUGAGGACAAGGACAACGACAACAGAAGGGAAUUAGACAUACGGGAAUCUUUUAAAGGCAUUGAAGCAAUUCUCACGAAAGUGUAUGAGAGUUCCACAGGGGCAACAACCAAUGACAUCAACACUUCGAUCGAAAAACUGAAGAAACUGAAGAAUGAUGUCGUAGAGCGGCUGCGUACCCUAAGACGAAGAGCAACACAGAACUACCAGGUAGUGAAAACCACUGACCUGCCUCCACCCGUUGGGAGUCCCUGGGAUCCGGCAGCUUUGGGCAGGUGUUUCGGGCUGUGUACAUGGGUUCUACCGUGGCUGUCAAAGUCAUGAAACCUAAUGACAGCCCAGAUAGUCAGUGGACAGCUGAAGAGUUCAUACUUAGGGGACUGAGCCACAGUAACAUUGUGGCAUUCCGUGGCAUUGGUACCCUCGAGGACAGUCCUGCCGUCAGUAAAAUCGUACCGGCUAACCUCUUGGGUUGUCGUUUUAUCGUCAUGGAAUACAUUCCCGAAAACCUGGAGCGUUAUGUCAAGCAGCAAGCUGUGGAUUCUUUCAAAGGUUUGUCUUCGAUCCAUGUCUGGGAUAUCGGCAGUCAGAUUAUCAGCGCCCUCUGUUAUCUCCACUCGCUGUCUAUCGCUCACAGAGACAUCAAACCGGACAAUAUUCUGGUAACUCAUGGGCUGGUUGUGAAACUGGCUGAUUUUGGCCUGGCUGUGAACACCAAGACAUCUGAUCGGACUCUUCACUCCACAGACAGCUCCGGGCGAGUGAACGAGCGAUGGGGUGCUCCGGAAUUGCUGACAAUGACCGAGUAUUCACCGGAUGUCGACUACUUCAAGGCUGACAUAUUCAGCUUUGCCUAUGUCUUGGCCUACGCCCUGACGGGAGAGAAACCAUUCUCAAGCCGCGAAACGGAGUCCCUGGGUAACUCCUCUGUGAUUUUUAAUCUCAGACACGCGAACCUAGAGGGCGUCUUAGAGAAUGGCCCACUCAGGCAGUCCAUUCUUGCUUGUCAAAAUCUCGUCCCGUCCGAUAGGCCAACAAGCGCCGAGGUCAUGGCCAAGUAUUUCACAGGGCGAAACCCUUACAAAGACAUUUCUCUGGAGAGCAAAUUUUUCUCCUGUGGAAUUCUGGAAAAUACCUUCAUCUUUGUGGCUGAUUCACUCAUUGGGGAGAGGACUCAUCUACCGGACUCGGUAGAUGGCGUCACUCCUCCAGGCUACGAUCACAAUUCUCUGCUGUGUAAAGUGGAGACAACUGAUGCCCCUUAUCGGAAUGUACCGGAGAAGUGGACGGAACAGCGUCGGGAACUGUACGAAGAUUACUACGAUGGCUUUGUGAAAAUGGCUGAUAAGAAAGAGAUAGAUGAUAACCCGGCAAUAGCUCUUCGCCAGCUAACUCUUGCCAGGCCCUACACCAGCAGGAAACCCCUGCGACCCGGAGACAUGGAUACUGAAGAAGAACAGGUCAUAGAGUUGGGGUUCAUGGAGACCACUUAUUGUCAUCAUCGCGCGAUGAGAGACGUCUGGCGUGGAUUGGACGAGAAUGAGCGAGCGAAGGAGGUGCCCAGUUUAAGCGUUGUCCAUCCGGAGUUUAGUACAUCCUUUGGUCUCCAUCUAGCUGUCCUCACAAACGAGGGGCCAGACAAGCCUCCAAUGUUUAUAUUCUGUCAACGAAACACAGCCAAAGGCAUGGCCUCACCGGGUUUGAUCACGUGUGGAGCCGUGGAGAGUGUAUCUGCCGUGGACUACACUCCCGAGAUCGAAGGUGAUGAGGGCACGACGUAUCGAAAAGUGUCAUUGGUCAACACCGCCGUGCGUGGCCUCUGGGAAGAACUUGGGGUAGAGCUGACGGGCGACGACACUAAGGCUGUAACACUCAGUACGAUUUACCUCAAGUUUGACAACCACGAAUGGGGGAUGUGCGGCUUCGUGGAUCUGAGAGACAAGCGGAUUCAAGAAGACCACAGAAUCAACUGUAAAGCUCUCAUCGAUACAUUCACCAGCGGGCCCAAAGACAAAUUCGAGCACCAUUCAAUACACCCUGUGAAGUUUGAGCUAGAAACCAUGGCUGAUUUCGUGCAGGAUUAUUCGAAGUAUUUUGCCAGUUCCGCCAAGCUGGUUGUAGUGAAAGUUUUGCAGGCAUAUUUCGGUGUUAGUCAGGUGGAAAAGGAGUUCACUAAGAGGCGCAUCGCUAGCGAUGUCGACGCGCAGUAACCGUCCUUACGUCAUUUUUUUUGGAACGAACGAACUCACUCUAAUCCUGACAUCAUUCUUAAAUGACGAGCACCUUAUGUCCAAUGACGUACUUCUCGAGGUAGGGUUAUACAGAAUGGAAUAACCCUCAAGCCCUUAAUCGCUUAGCUAUAAUCUUUGGAGCUUUAAUAUUAUAUGUUAUCUUUUCUCUCGAUGAUACUUUACAAUAUCUUUGUUUUAACAACGUUGUUAUAUUGUCUGUCCUAAGCGAUAUGUGUAUAUGUCUGGCAGAUUUAUUUGACAUAGUAUAUACGAUAUUUGUAGGAGCAUACCACUGGUUAAUGUGUAAAUCUAGAACUCCUGUACUUGGUCCUAACUGUGAUAUAUCUUUCCAUAGAUAAAUGAAAAAAAAACCUUCUUUAAACAUCAUUUCUAAGGAUAGCCUUAUAUGUAUAACAAUGUAAUAUUUAUCAGUAAGUAAAGUACAUCUUUUGUAUUUUAA
Messenger RNA from Liolophura sinensis, 2868 nucleotides. RefSeq lists its product as uncharacterized. Lineage: Eukaryota; Metazoa; Mollusca; Polyplacophora; Chitonida; Chitonidae. Gene Ontology annotation, biological process: protein phosphorylation. The record is from RefSeq and is a predicted model, not a curated record. Bases 471 to 2387 code for a protein of 638 amino acids. Gene Ontology annotation, molecular function: ATP binding; JUN kinase kinase kinase activity. The transcript has 11 exons.